Molecule: messenger RNA, 654 nt
Organism: Elaeis guineensis (African oil palm)
Lineage: Eukaryota; Viridiplantae; Streptophyta; Magnoliopsida; Arecales; Arecaceae
Source: RefSeq, a predicted model, not a curated record
GCAUGGUACACAUGCCGAUUUUUCCAUUUGCUCUGGCUCCCUAUAAAUUGAGGGAAGACUGGAGGAGUGCAGCACAAAGAAGCAGUGUGAUCGCUGAGAACAGACAAAAAGAGGAGGCAGGAUGAGAAGCCGCGUGGUCGUUUUGGCACUGACGAUGGUGCUUGCUGUUGUCUUCUCUGCCCACAACUCCUUCGCCCAAGAUGAGGUUAAUAAUUAUGAGGCACCAAGUGAAGAUGAUGCUGUUGGUACUCGAUGGCCGUGCUGCGACAAGUGCGGUGCAUGCACCAAGUCUAUACCGCCACUAUGCCAAUGCCUUGAUAUAGGGUUUGCCUGCCAUCCAAAGUGCAAAAAAUGCGUGCGGACGCUCCACUUGAUCUACCCGCCACGGUACCAGUGCAAGGACGUGCUCCCCAACUUUUGCAAGCACAAGUGCAACCCCAAGCCACUCAACGACGAGUAGCAGCACUGCCGAGUCGCCUACCGUUGCGCGCAUCCCCGCAUAUCUAUUUCUAUCUACGUAAAUAAACUCGUUGCCUUGAGUUGGGUUAUAAUUCAGCCAGUGUGGCGUGCUUCCUGUACUUUAAGAUGUGUGCUGUACCAUGUUAUCGAUCUAUUAAAUAAUGAUCAGCUCUCGGGGCUUGGAAUUUGUUGGAA